Messenger RNA from Cordyceps militaris CM01, 1752 nucleotides. RefSeq names its product DNA double-strand break repair and VJ recombination XRCC4. Gene Ontology annotation, cellular component: nucleus. Gene Ontology annotation, molecular function: DNA binding. Gene Ontology annotation, biological process: double-strand break repair; DNA recombination. The coding region runs from base 1 to 1752 and encodes 583 amino acids. The transcript has 4 exons. Lineage: Eukaryota; Fungi; Ascomycota; Sordariomycetes; Hypocreales; Cordycipitaceae. The record is from RefSeq and is a predicted model, not a curated record.
AUGGCAACCUUCAGAGUGCUCAAGGUGCCACAAAGCGACAACGACAAAGAGUUCGUCUUGCUACAGGUCUCGUCGUCGGGCAAAAAGCCCUUGGAUCUCAAGUUGAUUGGAACCGAAGGAGAAGCACCAUAUGUGGUCAAAACCACCGUCCAAACCGAAGCCUCCAUCUCCAUCACAGUCCGGAAGCAAGUACAGGGCAUUACGCAACGGCUCGGCACCAUUACUCUCUCGCAUGACGCCAACGAGGCCAUCGAGCUGCUGGAAUGGUGCGCCGCCUCCGCAGACGCCGUCGUCGCCAGCAACCAGGCGACUGCGCACGCCCAGUCCCAGGCCGCCGAGCGCGAGGCGUCGAUCCAGCAGCUGAAGACGCAGCUCGACGAGCUCGUGCGGGCCAAGGACGAGGACGAGACGGCGCUCCUGCAGAAGUUCCGCGACUUGCUCAACGAGAAAAAGGUCAAGAUUCGCGAGCAGCAAAAGGUCCUGGCGUCGCCGGCCUUUUCCGUCACCAGGGGGGAGCCCGAGCCCGCCGAGCCGUCCCCGGAACCCGAGCAAGAAGUCGCGCCUAGGGCGAGGGCCGCCAGAGGCCGCAAACCAGCCGCCUCGCGGGCGAGCAAGCGGAAAGCGGCCGCGCCCGUCAAGGAGGAAGAGGUGCUGCCGGAAGAGGAGCCGCGCAUCAAGUCGGAGCCAGAAGACACCGAAGACGGCCACACAACAGAGGCGACGGCUUCGGUGGACGAUGACGAGGAUGAGGAUGAGCACAUGGCGGGCGACGACGGACAUGAGGAAGCCGUGCCAGCACCACCACCGGCCCGUGAACAAAGCCCGCCGAAAAAGGUCGCCGCGCCGCCGCCCAAGAGAGCCCUUCCGUUUGCGAAUAGGAAACCAAACGAGGCUCCUAGGCCAGCUGUGCCGACUGGCGGGGCGGAUACGGAUUCAGAUGAUGAACUGUACAUGAUACGACUACAUGCACGAUUCUACCUAGACGCAGUCUCAGCUUCCACGAGUGCCCUCCCUACUUCUUCCCGAGCAAAACAAGCCCUUUCACAAGCCGGCUUAGCUUCUAUCAUCCUCGGCAAACUUAUCCCGCCAAAAGGCCCUGUAGUGCUUCUCCCUGCCCAGCGCCGCCACGUCCUCGACCUCCUUGGGGGUGAGCUUGAACUGGGGCACGAGCUCCAGCACGCGGCGCAUCCUCUCGGCGCUGCUCGUCGUCGUGAGCGUCACGAUGCCCUGGUCGAGACACCAGCGCAGGCCGACCUCGGCCUCGCCGACGCCGUACUUUUGCGCCAGCGCCGCCCACGCCGCGUCCACGGGCCCGCCGCGGGCACGGAUCAGCGGCGUCAGCGGGCCGUACGCCGCGACCGCGAUGCCGUGCCGCCGGUGAAACGCGAGCAGGUCCACGCCGUGGUGCUGCAGGUACGGGUGGAACUCAAUCUGGUUGAUGGCCGGCACCACCUUGGCCGUCUCGAGGAUCGGCUCCAGGUGCUCCGGCAAGAAGUUGGACACGCCAAUCGUCCUGGCCCGGCCCGAGGCCUGGAUCGCCUCCAUCUCGGCCCAUUUCUGCUGCAGCGCCGCGCCGGAGCCCUCGGCGAACCACGGCCCGUGCAGCAGAUAGAGAUCGACAUAGUCGACGCCGAGCUUCUUGAGGGACGCGUCAAAGUGCGCCUGCGUGUCCGUCUUUUCCAGCGCCGGCAGCUUGGUCGUAAUGUAGAGCUUCUCGCGCGGCACGCCGCCCUCUUUGAUGGCCGCGCCUAG